This is a messenger RNA of Girardinichthys multiradiatus, 4366 nucleotides long. RefSeq names its product neuralized E3 ubiquitin protein ligase 1B (gene neurl1b). Lineage: Eukaryota; Metazoa; Chordata; Actinopteri; Cyprinodontiformes; Goodeidae. The coding region runs from base 609 to 2327 and encodes 572 amino acids. The transcript has 6 exons. Gene Ontology annotation, molecular function: ubiquitin protein ligase activity. Gene Ontology annotation, biological process: ubiquitin-dependent endocytosis. The record is from RefSeq and is a predicted model, not a curated record. Gene Ontology annotation, cellular component: early endosome.
GGAAAAAAGGGGAUUUCCUCCUGCUUUGACUUUUAUCAGGAGUGGAGUCCUUAUCUGUUAGUCUACUGUAUGAGUGGAUGAAUAAUUUAAGGGUUUCUUGUACGUACAUCAGUUUUCAGAUCGAUUUCAUCCCAUCUGAUCUUGCCACCAACCUCAAGGACUUUUCAAAGUUCCCAGCAUCCUGUCCGCCUGACUAUGGAAAUUUCUUCACAAGCCAGGCUCCCUUUAGAUUAGAAAUACACCCUUUUUCAUUGGCUUAACACUCAUCAGUCUUUGAUUGGCGUAAAUGAAGUUAGUUAAUUAUCAGAAGGCUGCGUGGGAUCUGCGCUCACUGUGUCUUUAAAGUCGUGCAGAGGGGAGCCAACGAUAAGGAAAGGAGGGGCAGCUGUGCGCCAGUUGGAGGUGUCUGCCUGUCGCAGCGCCUUGGGGUUGACAUUAAGAAGAAGAGCGCGUCCAUGCUUCAUCUGGGAGGACCCUUGCAAACCGGAAGGCGCUGGAGCAGAAGCAGACAAGGGAAGGUGCUCAUCGAUCGGAGGAUACAUGGAUGAACAGAGAAAUACUGCAAUCGGAAUUAAGUUGUCAGCCGGUGCGAGGAAUAUCUGUAUAUAAUGGGGAAUACAGCGCCCAAACCGUUAAUAGAUGCUACUCUGCAACCCCGCUCAGUGGCUAGCAGGCAAUACUACACUCUGCCUAAUAACGGGUCAGGUGUGGAAAGAAGAACGUCAGCCCCCCCUAUCAACAUCAACUUGGAGUCGCUGCGCUUUAACCUGCACGCCAGGGGCAAGAACAUCCGGCUGGAUGGGCAACUUCGAAGGGCCACUCGCAAAAACAGCUUCUGCAAUGGCAUCACGUUCAGCCAUCGUCCUGUCCACCUUUAUGAAAAGGUCUGUCUGCGCCUAACUGGAGUGCACACUGGCUGGAGUGGAGCUCUGCGCUUUGGUUUCACUAGUCUAGAUCCAAGUGACCUGGAGGCCGCUGACAUCCCUAAGUAUGCUUGCCCAGAUCUGGUGACACGGCCCGGUUACUGGGCCAAGGCCCUGCCUGAGAGACUGGCCCUAAAGGACAAUGUGUUGUCGUUUUGGGCCGACCGCCAUGGGAGGGUUUUCUACAGCAUCAAUGAUGGAGAGCCCAUCCUUUUCCACUGUGGGCUUAGUAUCGGCUGUCCACUUUGGGCAAUUAUUGACAUCUAUGGCAUCACUCAGGAGGUCACACUGCUUGACAGCACGUUUGCUGAGAGUGUGGGGUCCAGCUGUCUGAGCGCGGCUCGUCUGAGUGCCUAUCUUCCCCAGAGCAGCCACGACUCGGCCAAUUACAGCAACAAUCAGCUGGAGAACAACCAGGCGGCGGCUGCCAAAAUGGCCAACCUCCAGUUCAACAGCUACUCUCAGUUAAUCCCCUGCUGCUCGUCCACCUCUUCCUCCUCCACGCCGUCUUCAACCGCCUCCACUACGUUCCCAAGGGGGGUCCGGGGCCUCCCUUCCCUGCUGGACAAUGACUUGCACUUUCACCUGAUCCGUGGAUCUGAUGUAAUACUCUCUGCAGACCGUUUAGCUGCCUGUAUUCAUUUUCUGGACAGUAGUCGGACUCUGGUGUUCAGCGACCGGCCGCUGCACGUGGGGGAGACUUUGUAUGUGGAGGUGGGCCACCUGGGCCUGCCUUACUUUGGGGCAAUGUCGUUCGGUUUGACAUCCUGUGACCCAGCUUGUCUGCACUCUGUAGACUUGCCAGCUGACCCUGAGGUGCUCCUGGACCGAAAGGAGUAUUGGGUGUUGCACCGGGGCUUCCCCAUGCCUUGCUCUGGAGACGUUCUCAGCUUCAGUCUGCUGCCCAGCGGGGAGGUGCACCACGGGGUGAAUGGAGCUGGGCGUGGCCGGCUGCUCUGCGUAGACUCCUCUCAGGUCCUGUGGGCCUUUUUCACCUUGCAUGGGGCUGUGAACAGACUCAGGAUACUCGGAACACAGCAGUCCAGUCCUCCCUGCACAUCCCCCACAACUUCUCAGAGCAGCAGCCCAGAUGACAGUGACUCAGACCUUGCUUUCAGCAUCAACAGAUCCUCUUCUGCCUCAGAAUCCUCUCUGGUGACUGCUCCCAGCUCCCCUCUCAGCCCCCCCACGUCUCCCUCCCUGACUGCAUCUGAGCUGCCCCCUGCUGGGAAGAACGGAGAGUGCACCAUCUGCUUCGACCAGGAAGUGGACACGGUCAUCUACACUUGCGGACACAUGUGCCUGUGCAACGACUGCGGGCAGAAGCUGAAGAGACAAAUCAGUUCAUGUUGCCCAAUAUGCAGGAGGCCCAUCAAAGAUGUCAUCAAAACGUAUCGGCCGUGAUGAUGGCUCCGUUUUGUAACCAGGUGCUGUGUUUCACUACCACCUGUUGACUCCUCUCAGGCUUUGCUGGACAACAAUCCUGACCUUAAAUCAGAAACUGACCACACCAGAGCAUCACUGUGCCUGUUAGAUUUCCCUUUCAUGCGGCUAAAUGCAGUCUGGAGUCAGAACUAAGAUAGACUUCAUCUUAAUAACUACACUUGAUGUUUGAGCACCUUUACUUCAGCAAAUAUAUAUAUAAAAAAAAAUACCUAUUCAUAUUUUCCAUUUCAUCUCACCUGUAUUGAAGCAGAGAGGCCUGUUGUUAAUAUUUCGUCCUUACUGUCAUCCUUAUAGGCAUGUAGUCCUCUGCAAAAAAAAAAUCCCAACUACAAACUACAGUGCAUUUAGUUUGGAUUUUAUAUGAUGUUAUGACCAACACAAAUUUCACAUAACUGUGAAGUGAAAGGAAACAAUGGAAAGUGUUUUGUGCAUUUGUAAAACCACUUUUUGCUACAGUUACAGCUGCAAAUCAUUUAGAGCACAUUUCUACAGGCUUUGUACAUCUAAAGGAUGACAUUUUUGCCAAUUUUUACAUUGUAAAAUAGCUCAAGCAUUGGUAAACAUACAUUUUCAAGUCUUUCCACAUAUUAAGAAUCAGAUUUUAGGCCUAGACCUCGACUUGGUCACUCUAAAACAUGAAAAACCUUUGAUCUCAACCUUUGUGUUGUAGAACUGGUUGGAUAUUUAGGGUCUUUGUCCUGCUGGACAAAGACCUCCUGCUGAUUUUCUUCAAAGAUUACCAUUUCUUAGCUCCAUCUAUCUUUCUAUGAAAUUUCAACAGCUUUCCUGUGCCUGCUGAGGAAAAGAAUCCCUAAAGCAUAAUGCUGCCACAAUCAUGUUUUGCUCUGUCAGUUUAGGUGGACGGUCACGGUCUUGGUGGGUGUGCAGUUGUGCCAUACUCUUCUCAUUUUUAGUUGCUGAAUUAAACUGCUCUAUGAGAUGAUCAGAAUAUGAUAUAUUGUUUUAUAACCUUAACCUGCUUUUUAGUUUUCCAAAAUGUUAUCUCUGAUCUGUCUGCUGUGUUUCUUUGUUUUCAGCAUUGUUCACUAAUGUUCUCUGACACACCUUAGAGGCCUUUGCAGAACAGCUGGGUUUAGACUAAUGUUAUAAUGCACACAGUAAAUAUUAGAAAUUGAGGUAAUUUUUUUUCCAUUUGGAAAAUAUUUAAAAAAUCAAGAAUCCUUUUUGUUCUACUUUACAGUUAUGUGUUAAUUUGUAAUGGUCCAUCACAUAAAGUCACACAAAAAAAAAACAUUGGAGUGUUUGGUUGUAACGUGUUUGAGGGAUAUAACUAUGUUUGCAAGGCACUGUACAUGUCCUACAACAGACCAUUGACUUUGGGUGCCUUAGAUUGUUGUUGUGGUAUCUCUCAAAGCAAAUAACUAAAUAAAUAAAUAAAAACCCUAGCCAUAUUUUCAGUAUACACCCUCCCCGGAGGCACACAGAUACUGAAUGCGUGCAACAGAAGUUGUAAAGGCAGGUAGAGAAAAGGUUGUGUCUGGAUGUAUCGCCAAGCUUUAAAGAAAAAGGUGAACCUCGCAAAGUUUGAGGAAAAAAAGGAAAGAAUCUGGUUUUGCACUCUGAGAGACUGACGAUGUUGACUAAAUUAAGUCUAUCUUCUUUAAUAAUAAUAAAAAAACUAAUUUAAAUGAUAUUUUGAAAAGCACAAUUAUAAUUUAACACUAACAUACCUUUGCUGUUAAGAGAUGCUCCUAAUCUCUACAGUAAAUCAAGUUAGAGUGUGCACAGUAAUGUAAAUUAUAUUAAAUGUAGAAAUACGCACUAAAAAUAGAUGUUUGCCGUUUAUUAAACAAAAUAUAGUGCCACUAGUUUCUAUACCUAUAAUCUAUAUAGUACGUACUAUGUUGUGUAGAGCUCAUGAGAAUCAUGAUGGUGUUUCUUUUAGAUAAUGAAGCAUUGCUGAUUUAUACUUUCUUGUAAAAUGAGCCAUCUUUUUUCUUUACAACAUUUUAAUAAAAUAUCUAUUGGAAAGUGAA